Molecule: messenger RNA, 1542 nt
Organism: Hansenula ciferrii
Lineage: Eukaryota; Fungi; Ascomycota; Saccharomycetes; Phaffomycetales; Wickerhamomycetaceae
Product: S1 family peptidase
Exons: 1
Coding region: 1-1542 (513 amino acids)
Biological process (GO): protein processing; regulation of fatty acid beta-oxidation
Cellular component (GO): peroxisome
Molecular function (GO): serine-type endopeptidase activity
Source: RefSeq, a predicted model, not a curated record
AUGUCAGAUUGGCUUUACUUACCAAUCACCAUCCAUUAUGUCAAUACAAUGCUGGUCAAUGCCACCAGUGGGACAUUCAUUUACAACACUUUUACCGGGGCUUACAACAUCAUUACAAUCAGCUCUAUUUCCACUCCAAGUUCAUAUUCUUACAGCUUUACAACAAGUGAUUUGGUCAAAUCUUCAUCAAUAGGGUGGUUACCGUUAGUAUUAGAAGGUGAAAGACCUAUCAAUCAGCAUAGCAAUGAUUUGGGCUUCAGCUCAUUUUUAAAUGAUCGUUUAUACAGUGAUGGUUUUGAAUUCAUACCUGCUGGAACAAAUAACUUAGCGGUAUUGAUGUUUGGUUUGGGAUCUACAUUAGAAGGGUUUUUCUCCUUAAUAAAUUUUGCAAAGAUGAUUCCAUUUAAGCCUAUUUCAGCGAAAGCUGUAUCUGUUCCUUCAAAAUUUGUGAUAAGCUGCUGUCCGUUCAGUUUGACUAAUGUUGCUGUCUUCAUUGACUAUAAAGCUCGUGGAAGCAUAAACUAUAAAAUUAAUGAAUCAGGUUAUCUUAGUGACUGUCGAUACCUUGACAAUAUUAUGGGAGGUUUUGUGACCUUGGAGGAAAAUCACACAGACAGAAUUGAAAGAUCAUUAGGUCUAAUAGCUGGUUACCUUAAAAAGAACAAUGGUGAUGGUAAUUUAACUGCCAUAAUAUCUUGGGAUGCUAUAAUGAGUCUGAUUGACUGUCCACUUUUUGGGGAGCUUGAAACAACCUCCAAAGAAGCCAUAAACCCCUCUGAUACUGCAUCCAAGAAGAAAAAUAAUUUAUUCAAGUCAAUUGUUAGAAUUUCAGUAGAGACUCAUGAUGAUCAAAGCUUUUGGGGAAGUGGUGUUGUUAUAUCAAAAGAUUGCAUCAUCACUAAUGAGCAUGUUAUGAAACUUGAUAAGAUGAGAAGUUUCACAAUCACCGUACCUGGAUACUCAAAGGCGAAGAUCACACAAGAUAAUGUAAUUAUAUCAAAGUGUCCAGUUAAAGGAUAUGAUUUAUGCUUUCUUUGGGUGAAUUUUGAAUGUAAAAUACUUAAGCCAGUUAAGAGAUGCAUUAGUUUUGGCUCACAAAAUAAGUCUUUAAGACCAGGUGCUUAUGUUCAGUCUUUAGGAUACGGUUUGUUUUAUUUGAAAGGUAAAUCAGAGGUUCGUCCAGUUCAGUCAGAAGGCCAUUUUAAUAAAUUGGUUCCCUCAGAUAUAGGGUUCGGUAGACAAGAGAUUGCUUUGAUUAUUGCAUCAGCCGGAUGCUGGAAUGGAUCUUCUGGUGGUGGUAUUUUCAAUGCUGAUGGUGAAUUAGUGGGAAUUAUGACUUCAAAUGGUAAAUUAUCAGAUGGUGAGAUUAUAUCAGACUUCACGUUAGUCAUACCGAUCACUGUUAUUGAAAAAUGCAUUUUCAUGUUGAAUAAUAAUUAUCAAAUAGAUGCUACAGAAAAGAUUAAAGACCUUUGGCACUUGAAGAACAAUCACACACCUUACAUGAUCACCCCGGCUGGCUUACGGAACUCCAAACUAUAA